This is a messenger RNA of Aspergillus alliaceus, 1057 nucleotides long. RefSeq lists its product as uncharacterized. Bases 95 to 769 code for a protein of 224 amino acids. NCBI's taxonomy places the organism in Eukaryota, Fungi, Ascomycota, Eurotiomycetes, Eurotiales, Aspergillaceae. The record is from RefSeq and is a predicted model, not a curated record. The transcript has a single exon.
CUCUGUGAGUCAGUUAAUCCACCGAGUCCCUGAGGUAGCUACACCAUUGUCACUCUAUAGCAGUUAUGAUGACUCGAUAAGGUCAUUUGUACGAAUGUCUGUUGGUGGCGACAAAGGGACCAACGGGCAUAAAUAUAACAGCCAUCUUUUGGAGGUACCUCUAUUCUGCUUCUUGAUUCUCCCCAUUUUAUCUUUCCUUUCCUUACAAAGCACACUACAAAAAAACUGCUUUAUUACUUUACCAACUAUCACAAUGCGUAUUGGUUCUCUCCUUGCUUUGGGAGCUGCCACCACUCAAGUAGCAUCUGCUGUACUUGACCCAGUUGGAGCAAACCACACCGACCUGGCUACCUUCAUGCGCCGUGAUGACGCUGUUUCCACGCUUACUUCUACUGCAGCCGUCGAGACUGACAUGGUGAACCUUGUCAACAAUGACGCUGUCUUUGGAGAGGAUGACAGCGACGACGUAGUAGCCGACAGUGACGAUAUCUCCACCGAUCGCAGGGGUAGGCGCCGCAAAGGCCAAUGCCGCUCUGACCUGGACUGUGACCGUGGCUACCUGUGCAAUAGCGGCUUUUGCAGCACUGGCUGUCGCCUUGACGCCGACUGCAGUCGCGGUCAAAGGUGCCUGGGUUGGCAAUGUCGUGCGCCCAAUCCUCCCCAGUGCAAGCCUUACAAGCAGCGAUGCACUGAUGACUCCGAGUGCUGCUCGUGUAUCUGCGGUCAUGGAUGGAGAGGAAAGGUGUGCAAGCACAACAAGCAUAUCUAAUGUAUCGAUCGAAAAGACGAGAUAGUGCUGCUAGGGUAGGGAUCUUGGAUUUUGUUAUGUAUUAGGGUGCCUUAUACUUCAGCUUGAUUUGAUGUCUUUUGUUCAGCUUCUGCCUGUUCUGUCUUGCAUACAACCGGCCGAGAGCCUGGAAGGGAAUGUAUGUCGCAAAUGGUGUUUAACGGGAGUGAUUUGACUGGGAAAUGUUUAACUAAGAGAACGGUUGAUUGCAGAAAAGCUAUUUGUAUUUAGAAACAGAACACAAAGAUCAAAAAUAGUUGCUUACCACAC